AUGCUGUUGGACUACUUGCAGCACCGCCGGGACUGUCGGUUCAAGCAGGAUGAGCGCCUGAGACGCAUCAGGGCCUUGAAGGCCUACCACGCACCCUUCAGCGUCCUCGACCGGCAGACGGUAAACAGUUCGAUCGAGGAUCUCGUCGAUCAAGUGCACAGGAACCCCAGCAGAGCGUCGGACCUUCUCCUCACCUACGGCAAGGUGGCCCUCAAGGCUCACGAAAAGACCAACUGCGUCACCGAAGUCCUCAUCCAGGAUGCCGAGAAGUGGAUCAGGGACGGCUCCGUCAACCUCGAGGGCCCCCUCGCGGGGAUUCCCGUCAGCGUCAAGGACACCAUCGACGUCAAGGGCUACGACAGCACCGUCGGCAUGACGUGCAACGUCCACAAGCCGAAGACGACGGACGGCGCGACGGCGAGGCUGCUCAAGGACCUCGGCGCCGUCCCCUACGUCAAGACCAACGUGCCCAUCACCCUGCUCAGCUUCGAGUCCGCCAACGACGUCUGGGGACGGUCGACGAACCCGUACGACGACAAGUACACCCCCGGCGGCUCCACCGGCGGCGAGGGUGCCCUCCUGGCCCUCGGCGGCCGCAUCGGCAUCGGCAGCGACGUCGCCGGCAGCGUCCGCUGCCCCGCCCACUUCUCGGGCAUCUACUCUCUCAAGUGUUCCACCGGCCGCUGGCCCAAGCUGGGCAUGAGCACGAGCAUGCCCGGCCAGGAUGGCGUCCCGGCCGUCUACAGCCCCAUGGCCCGCACCCUCAACGACCUCCGCUACUUCACCCGCGCCGUCAUCCAGCGCGGCACCUGGCGGUACGACCAUUCGUGCCACCCCAUGCCCUGGCGCGAGGACGUCGUCCAGGAGUAUCGGGAGAAGAAGACGCUGCGCGUGGGCGUCUACCGCACCGACGGCGUCAUCGACCCCAGCCCCGCCUGCAGGCGUGCCCUGGACAUGACCGAGGCGGCCCUGCGCCGGGCGGGCCACCAGAUCGUCGAGAUCGACCCGCCCUCGGGCUACGAGGGCCUCCAACUUGCCUCCCGCCUGCUCUGCGCCGACGGCUUGGAAACCGUCCAGGCCUUCUUCCGCACCGGCGAGUGGAACGACCGCGGCGCCGCCCAGAUGCGCUUCUACGCCAGGCUCCCGCGCGUCGUCAAGUACGUGCACUACCUCUGGGUUCGCUACGUCCGACGCGAUCCCCUCUGGGCCGGCCUGCUGCGGCACUGGCACCCGACGACGACGCACGAGUACUGGGGCCUGAUUGCCCGCAGGGAAGCCUACAAGCGCGGCUGGUUCGACAUGUGGGAGGAGACCAAGCUGGACUUUAUCAUCGCGCCCCCGAACGCGACCCCCGCCGUGCCGCACCAAGGCAUGCACGACGCCGUGAGCAGCUGCGCGUACACGUUCCUGUUCAACCUCGUGAGCCCCGCCAUCCGUUCCUCGCCGCGAGAGGCCCGGCCGACGCUAACACGCGACCAGAUCGAUUACACCGCGGCCGUCAUGCCCGUCACCCACGUCGAUAGGGUCAAGGACAGGCUGCCGGCCGACUUCAGCAUGCGCAAGCUGAACGGCAUCGCCCAGGGUGCCUACAAGCACUACGACGCCGACGCCAUGCACGGCCUGCCGGUCGGCAUCCAGGUCAUCGGACGACGGCUCGAGGAGGAGAAGGUGCUGACGCUCAUGGCGAGGGUCGAGGAGGCCCUCGGCGACGACAAGUUUCAGCUCCUGGACCUCGACUGA
Drechmeria coniospora is the source of this 1740-nucleotide messenger RNA. RefSeq names its product amidase protein. The coding region runs from base 1 to 1740 and encodes 579 amino acids. Gene Ontology annotation, molecular function: amidase activity; fatty acid amide hydrolase activity. The record is from RefSeq and is a predicted model, not a curated record. Gene Ontology annotation, biological process: fatty acid catabolic process. Lineage: Eukaryota; Fungi; Ascomycota; Sordariomycetes; Hypocreales; Ophiocordycipitaceae. The transcript is spliced from 2 exons.